UGCGCAGUGGAUAUGGAUGUGGACGCCUCGUGCGCUCUGAUCUUUGGAGCGAAGAGGCUGCACUCCGCGGCGCGCAAGGUGGCCAAAUGAAUCACCGCCCUCCCGGCUCCUCCAGCGUGCAAUGGCUUAACAGGAGAGACAUGAGUGUCCGAACGGAGGACAACAUCAGCUUGUGCCAAAGGGCCCUUCAGAUCGUUACGGAACUCUGUCUAGCGGGGCAUGUAGAUGGGGAGAAAUGCUCGGCUAUAUUUCCCUUGGAGAGCAACAUACCAGGUAAAGGGAGCGCAGACAUCUCUAUCAGUCUCCUUGCUGUGGUCGUGGGUUUCUGUGGACUCGCCCUGUUGGUAGUCUCUCUCUUUGUCUUUUGGAAGCUGUGCUGGCCCAUCUGGAGGAGCAAGGCCCUCUCGUCCCACGUCGACAAUGUCCCCCGGGUCGGGCUCCCCGAGGCCCCUCCGCCGCCCCCCCAGCCCGUCACACCCCUCCAAAAGGUGGCACCAAUGGAAGAGGAGAAGAAGCCUGUGCCAGUGGUGAAGGUGAACGGGCGUUGCAGCUCCGUGAAGCUGCUAGAGGCAGCCAUGAAGAUCAGCCAGACAUCCCCGGACAUCCCUGCUGAGGUGCAGACGGCUCUCAGGGAGAGGCUGGGCCAGCAGGCCAAGAUUCAGAGGCAGACCACCGACCCCACCUCGUCCUCCAGGCACAAUUCAUUCCGCCGCCAUCUGCCUCGCCAGAUGAACGUGACGAGUGUGGACUUCAGCAUGGACACGCUCCCCAUCCGCCAGUCAUCCACCGUAAGCAUCGGCCGCAUCAAGCCCGAGCUCUACAAGCAGAAGUCUGUGGACUCCGAGGACGGGACCCAGGAGCCGGUGGAGACGUGCGGUAAGCUGAGCUUCUCCCUGCUCUACGACUACGAGGAACAGGCGCUGGUGGUCACGAUCCUCAAGGCCCUGGAACUGCCGGCCAAGGACUUCACUGGCACCUCCGACCCUUACGUCAAGAUCUACCUGCUGCCAGAGAGGCAGAAGAAGUUCCAGACGCGUGUCCACCGCAAGACGCUCAACCCCACGUUCGACGAGGCCUUCUGCUUCCCCGUGGAGUACGACCAGCUGUGCAACCGCAAACUGCACUUCAGUGUCUACGACUUUGACCGCUUCACCAGCCACGACAUGAUCGGCGAGGUGGUGGUGGACAACCUCUUUGAGCUCUCCGACCUCUCGAGGGAGGCAGUGGUGUGGAAGGACAUUCACGCUGCGACCACGGAGAGUGUGGAUCUGGGGGAGAUCAUGUACUCUCUAUGCUACCUGCCCACAGCAGGACGGAUGACCCUGACCGUCAUCAAGUGCCGGAACCUCAAAGCCAUGGACAUCACUGGCUCCUCAGAUCCCUAUGUAAAGGUUUCCCUGCUCUGUGACGGACGGAGGCUGAAGAAGCGGAAAACUACCACCAAGAAAAGCACACUGAACCCGGUGUACAACGAGGCCAUCAUCUUUGACAUCCCCCCAGAGAACGUGGAACAGGUCAGCCUGUCCAUCAUGGUGAUGGACUAUGACCGGGUGGGUCACAACGAGGUGAUAGGUGUGUGUCGGACUGGGCCAGAUGCUGAGGGCCUGGGGAGGUACCACUGGAAUGAGAUGUUGGCCUACCCACGCAAGCCCAUUACGCACUGGCAUGCCCUGGGAGAGUGGCCAGGAAGAGCGACAAGCUUUGAGAGCCAGGGGUCUUGUCCUUCCCCCAAACCUCCACAAACUCCAUAGGAAACACAAAUGGAACCAUAUGACCUGGUAGCAGAUUAACUAGAUGUGUACAGCUGUAGUAACCACAAUUCUGUCAGUUAAAGACAGAAAUGUCCAGUGCCAAGGUUCGAUUAGCAUUAUAGGUUGUGUCUAACCGUAUAGGCCUAUUGCAUUAAUAAUCAUCAAUCAGGACUUUACAUUACAGAGUUAUGACACAAACAACAUUGGCACUGAAUGCAUGUCUUGCAGGAAGGGUUAGCCUACUUUUAAGUUAAAGGCCCAGUGCAGCCAAAAUUGGAUUUUUCUGAUUGUAUCAUUGUAUAACAGCUGAUGAAACUAACACUGUAAAAGUGUGAUCACAAUUCCUGAGAGUUGUUUGUUGGUAAUACAAUACAUUUGGUAAAUAGAACCAAUGACAAAGAGAGUUCCAAACCUUUCUGCCAAUUACAGCUAGUUUUCAGUUUCCCCCUCCCCACUUAGACCACUCCCAGACAGUCCUUGUAAAAUUAUUGCUUGAGAAAUAGUAUUUAUCUAAAAAGCCAUUUUUAUCAUUUUUAAUGGAAAUCUAUUACAGUAAGGUACUUAUUUGUUACCCAGAAAUGAUUUGAUAUUGAUAUAAAAAUGACUGCAUUGGGCCUGAUUUUGAAAUGUAGUUAUGGACCACACAUGAGAAUGCCUUGUUCGUGGAAUCACGACAUUUUACAUUUAAUGUGAAUUUAAAAAUUUACAAAGUUUGUGUCUUGAAUAGUGUUAUCCAUGAUGAAUUCUCUAAUUUAAUCAUUGCUUCAGUAACCUUUAUCACAUACCAUUUACAGUAUUAUAUUGCUUGACUGGAGUGGAAAAUUAAUCUUGGUUCGUACUAUGGCAUUAAUCAACCAAUGUUGUACUCCUCAGAGUAAACAGUUUGAAUUAUCAGAAUUCGGUUUUCAGUCUUGUGCAAGCUAUUCAGUAUAGAGCUGUGAAAACAAUUGAUUUUACUUCUCAAGAGUUUUAUUUCCAUUGUACAUCGUGAGAGGCACUUGGGUCCGAAAGGCAUCAUAUCAGAUAAUAGCUUUGCAAAAUGGAGAUUUCAUCCUCUCAUUCCAAUGGUAUUGUAUUUGUUUCCUGAAUAGCAAUUUAUUACCACAAUACUACCAGUGGGCGUUAAGAGAACUAAACGUUGAACUAAACUUUGUAACAUACGUCAACACUUUCUGGUUGAUACAUUUGCCCAAGGCAUUCUGCUCCUCUCACAGUUAUUUAGUGAGUUGCCAUUUUCAUUUGGGAUGAUGUGAUACUAAAGGGCUAGGCUUGGUUCUAAGACCACAUGUCAACAUAGACAUACAGUCGACAAGCCAGUCAACUGUGCCCUGGGCGUAGCCACAGGGAACACAGAUAACCUAUCAACUCAAAGGGCUGGGUGAAUGUCCAAUCCCAGAGCAUACAGCAGUUUGCCAGUGGCACAUCACUAAUGAAUGCCAAUUGAUCCCAUUCAUUGAAAGAACAUGGUGCAUAUCUCACCAUAUCACAAGUGGGUUGCAGAUUCAUUUGUCAUAGGAUCAACAAGAGUGCAAUACGUGGUAAGAGCAGCAGUAUUCUCCCGUGGACAGACUACGUAACAUAAAUGGUACCAUAAAUCUGUUAGGGGCAAUGGGAUGUGUCGACUAACACGCAGAGUAGUUUAGGUACUUGGGUUUUUCAUCACUGUUUUUUUGGGAUGUAUCAGGAUUGGGAACAGAUGGAGAGUUUCCGUUUGCGAGGGUGUAGACUUCUCAAGUCGCGUUAGAAAUUGUACUAACACGUCUCCCCCAAGAACUUAAUCUGGAUUAACUGAGAUUAGAGCAACAGUAGCCACACAAUGUAGCAUAGUGUUUUCAACUCUUUUGUGGGAGAUGAAAGUGAGACAAGCAUUGAAGCAACAAAAUGUUGAAAAUUACAGUGCCUUCAGAAUGUAUUCACACCCCUUGAUUUGUUGUGUUACAAAGUAGAAUUAAGAUGUAUUUCAUUGUCAUUUUUUGUCAAAGAUCUUAACGAAAUACUCAUGUCAAAGUAGAAGAAAAAUGAUAAGAUUCGUAAAAAAGAGAUGUAAAACACCAUCUUGAUUAGAUAAGUAUUUAACCACCUAAAUCAAUACAUGUUAGAAUCACCUUUGGCAGCAACUUACAUCGGUGAGUCUUUCUGGGUAAGUCUCCAUGAGCCCGAUUCCGAUUUAGGCAUACUUUUCUUUCUUACACACAGCUUUCCUAUGCACAUCUCAGUAGUUAGUAUUCAGACUUACCUUAUGAAGGUGCGUAACCAGCUUUGCAGGCAUGGUUCCCUUGCGCAUGUUGAAUACAUUUAAUUUGACCACUGAAAACCCUCCUACUUGCUGGCCAACGGAGUUUUGCGUGGAGUUUUCAUUCAAGCCUGCAUCUUUGUAUUGAUUGGGUGUAAAUUUGCAAAAAUGCCUUUUCACUUUGUCAUUAAGGGGUAUUGUGUGUAGAUGGGUGAAUGUAUUAUUUUUUAAAUCAAUUUUGAAUUCAGGCUGUAACACAACAAAAUGUGGAAUUAGUCAAAGGGUAUAAAUACUUUCUGAAGGCACUGUAUAAACACAAAGUUUUCUUAUUGAUUGAUACACAUUUUAAUUGCAAAAAUGUUCCCACAGCUGCUACACUGAAGAUUAUAAGCAUGUAAAUCUCACUCAACGUAAUUUGCUUCCGCCAGAACUCAAUACACUCAGAAAAGCAUGACUGACCUCGUCACUUCUUAAGAACAUGUCAGUGUCCAAGGUCAUUUUUCUCUGAAACUUUGCCCAACAUUUUAUCUGUUACUGGAAUUGAUAGAGAUCUUUAUGAUUGCUGAAAUGCAUUCUACUAAUUAAUCCAGAAAAGUAAAACCAUGCAAAUGAGAUCAAACUCAUUUAUGAUGGGUUUGAAGCAAGGUAAUUCAUUUUUUUAAGCUAAUGGCUUUCCUUUUUUCUUUAAAAUAUCAUCUUUGAUGUGUAUUUCACAUGUGCCAAAUAUGAUUUCAAAUAGCAAAAAAAAAAAAGUCUGACAAAUUAAUAUGGAUAUUGAGAAGAGUAAUUUGUUCUAGCUGUGGAGACAAAAAAAAGUGUUACGGGACAAAGGAAACAAACUUCCAUCAAUCACUAUAAGGUUCUAUCUGCAAAAAGAUGAUUGAGAAUUGGUUUUAGUUCUGAACCCUCAUUGUUUUGAAUGGUAUCAGCAAUUUGGAUCUUGAAUUAUUUUGAAUUUAACAUGAAUUGUGGUAUUUCGAGUACUAUAUAGGAAUUGAACAGAACAAGGCUAUGUCAAUAACUACAUUUUGACUAAAAUGCAGAUAGAACAUUAUAGUCCGAAGCUCGCGAUUUGUUUAAUUUGAGUACAUUUUUCUUUACAAGCAGGCCAUUGUAAAUGCAUAUGGCUUAGCCCCAGAUUCCAAUUGUAAUUGUGUCUUCUGCAAUCACUUUAUGUAAAGCCUUAUGAAAUAAAGCCUUAUGAUAUCGAGUUUAGUACUCAAUCUGAAAACAUUACUAUAAUGAAUUUCAGUUGCACAUGUGAGUAAUAAUAUGAAAUAGUGAUGGGCAUAUCAGAGUCUUUUCGGUGAGCCGAAACUCUCGGCUCCAUUCGCCCUGAAAAGAGCUGUUAAUUUGGCUCCUAAAUGGCUCUUCGUUCAGUAGUGCUUAAACAUGUCUGAAAAUUAUUUUUACAAAUCUAAUGUAAAGGCUAGAAAGUUGCAUACUGUUUUCUCAGAUUGUAAAAUGUGAGUAAAAAAAGAAUAAUUCCGAACAAAAUGAAAUUGAGAAUUGAGCGUGGACCAGAGUUAGGCUUUGUCCUCACUACCUAUUUGUUACUGCAGAUAAUUUAGUUUGCAGCUCAUAAAGCAGCAGUAUACAAAUCAGGGAGGCAAAUGAAUGGCUCUUUCACAAAUGCGAUUCAGGUUCCUGACGUUCACCAAAAAGAGCCUUUCAAAAGAGCCGCUAGUUCGCGAAUGACCUAUCACUAAUAUGAACGUAGAAAAUACUAAGGCUGUGAACUGUUCAUUUAUUUUGCACAUUAAAACAAUAAUGCUUCUGUUCCCAGGCUGGCCCCAAUAUAAAAACCAUAAGUAUUUGUACUUGUAGCAUGCGAGUCAAUAUAUUCAAGUAGUAUAAGAAUAUCAAAGAUCAAAGUUUCAUGAAUAUAUUAUAUAAUAUAGUAUUUUAUAUUGCUAAUAUUUUACUUUUACAUUUGUACAUAGACCUCACAAUGCGAAUACUUGUAUAUAUCUAAAGUUUACUUCUUAGAACAUUUGUUGUUGAAAACUUGUUAAAAUGUUACUGUGUAUUUAUAUGGAUCGUUUGGUGAUAAUUUGUACAGCUCAAGCUUGUGUUUUUGGGUGACUUUAUACACAUUCCGUAUCAAUUGUGGAAUGAUUUGUCAUAUUGUAAGCAUAUCUAAGGCAACCCUCUACUUUUUCGGGACACUCCAUGCUUAGGAAUUUAGCGCUUUUUAGCUGAGAUUGUGUGCAUAAUGCUAACAUCAAUAGUAUAUUAAACAAGAACAGCAAUUGUAACUAUUUGUCAUGAAAUGUACAGUUUGUGAUAACUUUUGUAACAAUUUGCAGUAAACAUUUGAAAUAUAAUUUUACUUUAUCUGUUUCAUAUGUAUUUUAAAUAAAUAA
Messenger RNA from Oncorhynchus gorbuscha (pink salmon), 6350 nucleotides. RefSeq names its product synaptotagmin-10-like. NCBI's taxonomy places the organism in Eukaryota, Metazoa, Chordata, Actinopteri, Salmoniformes, Salmonidae. The transcript has 7 exons. Gene Ontology annotation, cellular component: membrane. Gene Ontology annotation, molecular function: clathrin binding; calcium-dependent phospholipid binding; syntaxin binding. Bases 87 to 1751 code for a protein of 554 amino acids. Gene Ontology annotation, biological process: calcium-ion regulated exocytosis; cellular response to calcium ion; regulation of dopamine secretion. The record is from RefSeq and is a predicted model, not a curated record.